GCCGGCCGGCUCGGGUUGGUUUCCGGCCGCGCAGGCGCAGAGGCGGCGCGGUGGGCCGGGGGCUGCAGGAAAUUCCAGAGAAUGACAACAUGGAGCAGAUACCCCAGGAGGGUAGGAAGGGUCCCUCCCACAGAGAGGUGCCCCGCUUUGUGGGGCUGCUGCUUGCCAUGGUGCUCAUGAAUGUGCUUCUCUACUUGUGCCUGGACUGGUUCUUUAUUUCCCCCCGGAGUUCUGCGGUGGAUCCCAGCUCCUGUCCCCAUGGUUACUUCAGAAUGGGGCACAUGACAAACUGCUCACCCUGGCUGACUUGUGAGCAGCUGAGGACAGAAGUGAGACAGCUGAAGCGUGUCGGGGAGGGAGCUGUGAAGAGGGUUUUUCUGUCAGAGUGGAAGGAGCGCAAAGUCGCACUCUCGCGGCUCACCCGUCUGGAGAUGAGAGAUGACUUCCUGCAUGGGCUGCAGAUGCUGAAAUCGCUACAGAGCAAGCAUGUCGUCACACUGCUUGGCUACUGUGAGGAAGACAACACUAUCCUUACCGAGUAUCACCCCUUGGGUUCCCUGAGCAACCUGGAAGAGACACUGAACCUUUCCAAGUAUCAGCAUGUCAACACCUGGCAGCACCGGCUGCAGCUGGCCAUGGACUAUGUGGGCAUCCUCUCCUACCUGCACCAGAGCCCCCUGGGCACUCGGGUCAUGUGUGACUCCAGCGACCUGCCCAAAACGCUGUCGCAGUACCUGCUGACCAGUAACCUUAGCAUUGUGGCCAACGACCUGGACGCCCUCCCCCUGGUGAACCACAGUUCUGGGCAGCUCGUGAAGUGUGGCCACAGGCAACUUCACGGGGAGUUUGUGGCUCCAGAGCAGCUGUGGCCCUACAGGGAGGACAUGCCUUUCCAGGAGGAGCUCCUGCCCUCCUAUGAUGAGAAGGUCGACAUUUGGAAGAUUCCAGAUGUCUCCAGUUUCCUUUUGGGGCACGUGGAAGGGAGCGAUAUGGUCCGGUUCCACUUGUUUGACAUUCAUCAGGCAUGUAAAAGUCGGAUUCCUACAGAACGGCCUACGGCUCAGGAUGUUCUGGACACUUAUCGGGAGGUUUUACAUUCACUCAGGGACACCAUGAUGUCACAGACAAGAGAAAUGCUAUAAAAGCCAGUCCUUUCAGUGAAGGACAAGGAGGGGCUUCAGGGACAGAAAACAAGGAGGGGCUUCAGGAACAAAUGGAAUCACCACAGCGGUUCUGCACCGACAGUGAAUCUUUGCUGUUUAAUU
Erinaceus europaeus (western European hedgehog) is the source of this 1265-nucleotide messenger RNA. RefSeq names its product protein O-mannose kinase (gene POMK). The transcript has 3 exons. Gene Ontology annotation, biological process: protein phosphorylation; protein O-linked glycosylation; carbohydrate phosphorylation. Gene Ontology annotation, molecular function: ATP binding; protein kinase activity; carbohydrate kinase activity. The record is from RefSeq and is a predicted model, not a curated record. The coding region runs from base 90 to 1142 and encodes 350 amino acids. Lineage: Eukaryota; Metazoa; Chordata; Mammalia; Eulipotyphla; Erinaceidae. Gene Ontology annotation, cellular component: endoplasmic reticulum membrane.